Pieris napi is the source of this 1591-nucleotide messenger RNA. Its product is annotated as alpha-tocopherol transfer protein-like. The coding region runs from base 566 to 1504 and encodes 312 amino acids. Lineage: Eukaryota; Metazoa; Arthropoda; Insecta; Lepidoptera; Pieridae. Gene Ontology annotation, molecular function: phosphatidylinositol bisphosphate binding. The transcript has 7 exons. The record is from RefSeq and is a predicted model, not a curated record. Gene Ontology annotation, cellular component: membrane.
AUUAUUCACGCGUAGUAAAUACAGAGUAAAUGUGAUUACUUCAAGCCCCAUUAACGUUAACAAUAUUCAUAAAAAUAAAUCAUUGAAUUUUUCUAGUUUGCCUUGAUAGAGCGGUGGCCAAGAAAUAAAUUUAAACAGCUUUCGUACAUUUUAUUGACACACGCUCCACCAAUCCAAAACGUAAUAGCUAAUUUCGUCCUUAUCACUCACAAGUUGUUCUGAAAAUGAACAAGCGGGACAGAAAAUUCUUUAUUUCAAGUAAAUUUUUCUAUGAGUAUAAUCGCCUCUGCAGCAAUUUUUCAAUUUAUAUAUUAGAAGCAAAAGAAGCUGUCGUAUUAAAUUUUGCUAAACCAGUUUGUAACAAAAUAUUAAACCUGUUACAUGUAAGAGAUUGACUGCCGAUGCCUUCGCUUAAGGAAAAUCCCUAACAUAAAUGUAUUAGAAUAAAUUAAUUCAACUCAGAACGAUAAAGUGAGUGCCAGUGUUAGCGAGCGCAUUAAUUGUGUGAAAUAAUUUGGGAUUAGGAAUUAACGUAUAGUUACUUCGCAACCAGAGUUCUUAAAAUAUGGAGAAAUUACCAAAAAGUCCAAUACUAGAGCUUAACCAGACACAAGUUGAUCUAGUACGAAAAACAUUUAAUUACAAUGAUAUAAAAAAAUUACAUCAAGAUCUUGACAACUUCGAGGAUUGGAUCAGAAAGCAGAAUCAUUUUGAAGUAAAGGAAUUUGAUCGAGAUUACCUUGAACGAUUUCUAAUAGCAAGCAAAGGAUCCGUGGAGAUUGCUAAAAAACGGUUUGAUAAAUUGUGCACAUUACGGACCCUGAUGCCGGAGUUCUUAAGAAACUUUGACGUGAAUGAUGAGUUCUCUCGUGUUGUGAAUUGGAAUUACUAUGGCGUACUACCAAAGCCGACUAAUGAUAACUAUCGAAUUCUAGCAAGUACAGCACAUAAUCCAGAUGCCCCUGACAUAGAUAUGCUUGAGCUGUACAGAUUUGUCAUAUCGCUGAUGGAAUAUCUGUUUAAAUAUGACUACAACGCUGGCUUCGAAGUGAUCUUCGAUACAAGAAUGUACACGUUUGGUGUAGUAUCCAAAUUCAAUCCAAUCGUAUUGAAGAAAUGUGCCACAGUAUUCCUGGAAGCACUUGGCUUUAGACUAAAACGCUUGCAUCUAAUGAGUGGUUCGAAGGUGCUGGAUAUUGUACUAUCCAUUUUCAAGUCAGUCCUAACAGAGAAGUUAGUAAAGCGCAUAAUUGUUCACGAUAGCUUGGAGUCUUUGCAAAAUUACAUUUCUAAAGACAUUUUGCCUGUUGACUUUGGCGGCACUGAGAAAAGUAUGAAAGAAAUUUGUGAGGCAACCCUAAAAGAGAUGCGCAAGGAGGAGCAUGUAGCUCGUUUGAAAUUCCUGGAAACCGCAGGAACUGACGAAUCUAAAAGGCUUACUCAGACCUUCAACGAGGAAUAUUUAGGAAUGCCUGGCUCGUUCAAAUCACUGUGUGUAGAUUAGAUACGCACUUUAUAUAAAUUUAUGAGCGAUAGUUUAAUAGAGUUUAUAUUAAUUUGAAUUAAAAAUAAAUUAACUUUACGUAAAAUA